AGCGCCGGCCCCGCCGAGUGUCCGCGCCCUGGACAGGCACCGGGAAGCGCCUCAGACUCUGUCCCGCCUCCAUCCAGGGGGAGCUGGGCCUUGUUAGUUCAGCCCCGAGUUCCGUCCCUAGGGGUACAGCCGGAAACAAAACCAAAACCACUAUCGUGCUUUGCCUUUCCCCCGCCCCACGCUGGUACCGCCCCGUCUCCUUCCUGCUCCAAAGGCGAGACCCGGCUGCUGUAGAGAACCCCCCCGACGCGUCUGGCACUGUCCUUGUAAAAAUGCACCUAGUUAAGAAUGAACACAAGAGAAGUGCUGUGGUAGACACAGGCUUCAUGUCAUGUUGGUUUCCAGUUGAAAAACCAGUAAGCUGGCAAUUUUAAAGGAGCAGCAACAAAGUGAUGACCAGGUGCCAAGUGCCAGCUUUUCUUAUUCAUCAGAUUCAAGAAGAAUUGGAUAAAGAAGAGGAAGAGAUGAUGGUUUUCCUGUGCCGAGACCUUGCUCCUGACUUGGCCACUGCUGACCUUAAAGAGAUCUUGGUGGCUUUGAAUGAGAGAGAGAAACUGACUCCUAUUGGCUUGUCUGAGCUGUUGUACAGAGUUAAGAGGUUUGACUUGCUGAGGAGGAUCCUGAACACUGAGAAAGCAACAGUGGAAGCUCACCUUGCCAGGAGUCUCAGACUUAUCCCUGAUUACAGGGUACUGAUGGUAGAGAUAAAUGAAAAUCUGGAAAAAGAAGAAGUGGGUUCUCUUGGUUUUCUACUCAGAGAUUAUGCACCUCGUAUGAAAAUGGCAAAAGAUAAGAGUUUUCUAGCUCUUAUAAUUGACCUGGAGAAGCUAAAUUUGGUGGCUCCUAAUCAACUGGAUUUGAUAGAAAACUGUUUUCGAAGUAUUCACAGGAUAGACUUGAUUAAGAAGAUUCAGAAGUACAAACACGAAGCUUCAGUGUCCUCUGUUCAUUCUCAGCCAGUAUAUGUAAAUGCUCAUCAGGCCUCUCUCCCUAAUCUCAGUCUGAUUGAUCCUCCUUAUUACUCAGGGAUUCAGAAUGAGAACACAGAAAAAUUACAAAAUGGAUCAAAUCUUUCUCUGGCAGAACCAGUUCACAUGUCCAUUCAGGAGUCAGGAACAGUGCCACAUAAGAUGUCUGAUGAUUCCUACAGAAUGCAAAGUCAGCCUUUAGGAAUAUGCCUGAUAAUAGAUUGUAUUGGCAAUGACACUGAUGUGUUGGAAGAGACCUUCAAAGACUUAGGCUAUGACGUUCAUUGCCACAAAUAUUUAAAUAUUAACUCCAUGAAUCAAACAUUGCUUGAAGUUGCAAGGUGGCAGAAGCACAGAAAUUGUGACAGCUUCAUUUGCAUAUUGGUCAGCCGUGGAAACUCUCAGAGCAUCUUCUGUACAGACCACACCUUUUCUGGAUUCCCUUUGGAACAAAUAAAGAAAUACUUUACAGCAGACUCAUGUCCUGGACUCCUAGGAAAACCCAAGCUUUUUUUUAUUCAGAGCUAUGUUGUGCCAGAAAAUGAGCAAGAAUGUACCAGUCUUUUGGAAGUUGAUGGGAAGGGUGAAAAUACCAGUGCUGAAAUCACUAUCCCCCAUGCAGCAGACAUCUUUUGGAGUCAUUGCAAGGUGGAUGUGUCUACACUAGAACAAUCACCAACUUCAUCCUCGUAUUAUCUGCGUUGUCUGGCUGAACUACUCUGUAAUCCUUAUAAAAGGAAACUCUGUAUAUUGGCUAUCCAUAUGGAACUGAACAAAAAAGUUUAUGAUUCGAAUAAGACCGCUGACCCAAGCCAACAAUACUCACUGCUGCUCCAGCACACACUGAGGAAGAAACUAUUUUUUCACACUUAACUGCUCUUAAAAAGUACAUAUCUGAAACAGUUAACAAGAAGCAUUUGCUAUGAUGCAAACAGUUUAAUGCAUACUUUAUACAUUGUUAUUUCACAUGUACCUUCCAAGCACAGGAAUUGAAGCAUUUUAGUGUGCUAAGACACUGGAUUUUGUAUUUUAAUAUAUAGUCUCUGAAAGCUUAGAUGAGAAUGCUAGCUAUUGUAUAGCUGUGCUGCAUAUCUUGCUACUGAGUACAACAGGUAAACAGAGUGGAAAGACUGUUAACUGUAUAGCUGUUGGGUUUUCCAAGAAAAAACAGAAGUGUUUUUAUUGUUUCAUGGGUGGUUUUUAACAUUCCUCCUAGCAGUUAAUACUUAAACAAAUACAAGCCAGCCCAAACCACUGAAACACACAGAUUACUUUCCCCUGCACCUAAUAGUGGCAAAUAUCUCAGGAAAGCAUUCCUACCCAGUAAUGCCAGCUCUUUGCUAAUAAAUUCUGGCUUGCAUGCCUCUAAAGACUGGCAAAACAGAAGGGAGAGAGAGAUGGUCUUUUCAAUAAUCUGGAUUCCAUCUGUUUGCUUAAUUAAAAAUUGCAUCAUUAGAACUGUCCACAACACACAGGGGUUCUGUGUUAAUAAAUGAGACAGUCUGCUGUGCUUUGGGCCAAGUAUGUUUUCUGCUGAUGCAAAAAUGAGUCUACAUGUGACAGGACAUUACAGUAAUCAGCCACAAAGUUUAAAAAUGUGAAAUUUUUGGCAGAUGACUUGUAGAAGCUGAAGCACCAGGCAUAGUUGUAAAAAGAUACUUUAAAAUAUUUGAACUUAAAUGUAGUAUGUAGCAGCCAUGGGCCUUUAAAAGUGGAUUUUGUUAAAUACCCCACCUUCACUGCUUCUGCUUUGAAAAAGCAAAAUACGCCUCUAUUAAUUCAUUUUUUUCCCAAGUGCUCUUGUUCUUGUGAAAAAAGUGAAAAUUGUCCUAAAUACAAAAUUUUUUCUCCAAUGUAGCAGUUGCCUAAUAUGAAAACUUCAGUUAACCUUACUUAUGUAACAGUAUAACCUGGAUGAGUUAUAUUGAAGUUUAUUGUCACUGAACUUAGUGAUAUAAAAUAGGUCACUUUAGUAAAGUAAAUAUUUAAUUUUUACUCCUAGACAGGAAAAAAAGUCAAGGCCCUGGUGUGCCUUGCUUAGUAUCUGGUUAAGUUUUUAAUGGAAAAAGAGAAUGAUACAAAAUGAGAGAUGUGGAAUCUUAGAAGUUACUUCCUGUGGUGGCUGGUAAAUUAACUCAAUGUUGAACAAAAUGUUUCCUGUGGUUGUAGAAAGAAGAUGUCAUUUCAAGUUACAUAUAUCUAAGUAAUGUUAAUAGAUGUCAUCUUCUUCAAGAGAUUAACUUCACUUUCCCAUUUCCCUUACUAGCUUUUGCAUUUGACAAGCACUUCUGCUGCCAGAAGCAGGGAGAAUGGAACCAAAAGGAGGCAGAUGAGGAAAAGAAAUGUGGAAAUUUUAAGCAGGAGCAAGAAGGGGAAUGGUAGGGAGCAUCAAGAGAAGAACAAGUAGGGGAAAGAUGAUUUGGAGGAGAAAUACAGUAUCAAUAUUGGAAGGAGAAGAAAACAGGAAAAAGGAAGUAAAUAAUAGUGGCUAUCCUUACAGCCUCUAAUGAUGUGGUGAGUUGGUUGAUGUUUUGUGGAUUGGUUGGUUGGGCAGUUUUGAGUGAUGCUAAAUGCAAUUAUUUAUUUAAAAUAUGAGCAGUAGAAUAUAUUCUGCUUUUACUUUUGUGACAAGUUUGGUUUGGGGGUUAAGAAGUAUAUAUAUCCUUUGCCUUACUGCAAGACACAGUAAGUAAAGUCCAUGUCCCUUUUGAUAAGAAAUUACUCAGAAACACAGUUUUGAAAACUAGAGGCUCAUGUAAUUAAUCCUUUCAGUGGAAAAGGAAGGAACUCUUCAUGUACAGCUGCUUGGUUAGAAGUGGUUCUAACUCUCUGGGGAGUUGUGGGGACAGACAUGUAUUGUGCAGUUCAUGGGUAUCACCCAUUGUUCAUGGGUGUCAGAUACUGAUUUUUUAUGCUGAUCCUCAGUAGACCAUAGCCAUACACAAUCUAUAAUCAUACAUCUAAGCAGUAUUUAUUGCCUUGACGUCUCUGGCUGAUUUAAAGAAUGUCUGUUUUUCAGCUUCUGUAUUUGAAACAGUAAGACACUAUAAUGGGAUGCAUAUUGAAAUAUAUGGAUACUGAAUAAAAUUUCUGUAUGCAGUCAGA
Messenger RNA from Catharus ustulatus (Swainson's thrush), 4073 nucleotides. RefSeq names its product CASP8 and FADD like apoptosis regulator (gene CFLAR). The record is from RefSeq and is a predicted model, not a curated record. Bases 393 to 1841 code for a protein of 482 amino acids. NCBI's taxonomy places the organism in Eukaryota, Metazoa, Chordata, Aves, Passeriformes, Turdidae. The transcript is spliced from 10 exons. Gene Ontology annotation, molecular function: protein binding; cysteine-type endopeptidase activity. Gene Ontology annotation, biological process: proteolysis; negative regulation of extrinsic apoptotic signaling pathway via death domain receptors.